Messenger RNA from Synchytrium microbalum, 1206 nucleotides. RefSeq names its product nicotinate phosphoribosyltransferase (gene NPT1A). The transcript is spliced from 7 exons. Gene Ontology annotation, biological process: NAD+ biosynthetic process. NCBI's taxonomy places the organism in Eukaryota, Fungi, Chytridiomycota, Chytridiomycetes, Synchytriales, Synchytriaceae. Bases 1 to 1206 code for a protein of 401 amino acids. The record is from RefSeq and is a predicted model, not a curated record. Gene Ontology annotation, molecular function: nicotinate phosphoribosyltransferase activity.
AUGCAGUCUAUAUUGGACAAUGACUUGUACAAGUUCACCAUGCAGAACGCCGUUCUCGCUCUCUAUCCCAACAUUCAAGUCACCUACCGAUUCAAGAAUCGAAACCUCAAACAAGCCUUCACUAAGGAGGCGUUUGACAUUUUACAAGCUCGUGUUAAUGGUCUAUCAGAACUCGUUCUCCAUGCGGACGAAGAGGCAUGGAUGAAGACCAACCUCCCAUUCCCUGAAUCCUACUUCACGUAUUUAAAAAACUAUCGAUUUCACCCUGAAGAGCAUAUUGCCAUGACUCUUGGAUCUGACGGAGGUGUUAGUAUUGAUAUCACUGGUCUCUGGACAGAAACAAUCCUCUACGAGGUCCCCAUCCUCGCCCUAAUCUCCGAAACCUAUUUCGCUUACAUCGACACAGACUGGUCAUUUACAUCGCAACUUGAUCUCGCAAACACCAAAAUAUCUAGACUCGUAGCAUCCAAGAUUGUCUUCUCAGAUUUCGGGACACGGAGACGCCGAAACUUUGAGACUCAGAAUCAGUUUGAUGCGUGUUUGAAAGAGGCUAUACAGAAACAUGGUGCUGGCUGUGGUAUUCAGGGGACUAGUAAUGUGUAUUUGGCGUACAAGCAUGGGUUGAAACCUAUUGGGACUAUGGCUCAUGAGUGGAUUAUGGCUGCUAGUGCCCUCGUAGCAAAAAACGACAUUGCACAUUCAAACCGUGCUGCCCUCGAAACAUGGCGACAAGUCUACCCCAAAGAUUUUGGAAUAGCCCUUACGGACACAUACGGAACAGACGUAUUCUUUGCUGAUUUCUCACCAGAGCUAACACGAGAUUUCGACGGUGUACGCCAAGAUUCGGGAAACCCCAAAGUAUUCGUUGAUGCCUUCGUAGCACAUUGUGCACGUGUUGGUGUGGAUGUUGGCAGUAAGGUGGUCGUGUUUAGUGAUAAUUUGAAUGUUGAUUACUGUUUAGAGUUGGAAGAAUAUUGUCAAAAGAAGGGAGUCGUAGCUCGUUAUGGAAUAGGAACGCAUUUCACGAAUGAUUAUAAGAAAGCUUCGAGUCCCUCUGAGAAGAGUGCUGCUAUGAAUAUCGUUAUGAAGUUGCAUGAGGUAGACGGAAUCAAAGUCAUAAAGCUCUCUGAUGACGCAUCCAAACAUACUGGAGAUGCAGAAGCUCUCGCCAAAGUAUUGGAUGCUAUAGCUGCCAUGAAGAAAUGA